AUGAAAUAUUUCAGACCUAUCUUUCGAUGCGAGGUUGAGGGGGCUGCGGAGACGCAGCGGGUGGCAAGUGGGAAGGAUGCAAAUGUUGAUACCGUUAUCGUGACGACUACUGAAGAUGUUUCUGGGUACAGGAUAAAGGCGAGCCCGAGACUGGUGGACCGCUGGCUCGAUGUGACAGUCCGGGUGGCUGGGUCGGCCCCAGUCUUUCUGUUUAUCAUCGCUGGUCUGUUAACGUGGGCCUUGAUGGGCAUAUAUUUUGGCAACUCGGAUGUCUGGGUUGCUGCUAUCUCCGAUGUCCAGGCUAUUCUAUGUUAUGUGUUCGAUUCGUUCCUCAUGCGCCAGCUGCUCCGCGAGUACUCCGAGCAGCGUGAAGCCAUGAUCGAAAUCCAGUCCCGGUGCAACAGUCAUCAUCGCAUGAUCGCCAGUGUCAAGAAGAAGCUGGGGGCGGAAGGGAUAUGUCAUGUCGCCAACAAGUGUCACGAUGAGCCUCUAGAACCGCUGGACCAUGGACUGCGCACCCAGGGUCUCUUUGCCCAGUGCAUCAUCGUCUUCGCCAAGACAUUCGGACAUAUUAUCAGCGCCGGUCUCUACUGGGUCUGCAUCUUCAUCUGGCUGGGCUUCGGUCCGCGUUGCAACUGGUCGAACCGGUGGCAACUCUACAUCAACGACGCGACAUCGGGGCUGAUGGUGUUGGUUUUUGCGUUCCUGGCCUGCCUGCGGGAAUGCUAUGCCGACUAUACCAACACCUGCCUAGAUGCCAUCUUCAGACUCGAUUCGACUCUCGAGAAGGAGCUUCGUCGCCUCAGCGAGGAUGACCUGCCGAACCAGGUGGAAGUCAUCUUGCCCCCUAAGGAGAAUUUCCUGCAGGUGGUGAUCUUUUACUACGCCGACAUCAUCGGCACUCUGGUCGGCAUCGUCUUCCUCGUUAUGGUGAUGAUCGCCUGGGCAGCCGUCGGACCUGUCUUUCAUUUUAACAGUAAUUGGUGGCUGCUCAUCGGCACGUAUGCAGGGCUGGUUGGUUUGUUCGACAGUUUUGUCCUCCGCAACAUCCAAGGCAAGGUGCACCAGUACAUCAACAGUCAGAUUAUUAUUGUGGAGAAGGGAGACACGGGGCUCUUCGCUGGACUGUUCAUGGCCAUCCCUUCAGCUGGCAGCACCAAGCGCCCGUCACUGAGCCAGCGCGUGUCCCGCCGGAUGGAUGCCGUCAGCUCCCAUCUCUCCAUGGUUAUUGCUGGCUUCUUCCUCACCAUUGGAUGCCUUGUCGCUUCAAGCGCAAUGAAAUGGAGUCUCACCGGACAGUUGAUUUCAAACGUGCCUCCCAGCAUCAUUGAGACAUUCUUCAUGCUCAUUCUCAUUACUGGACAGAAUGAUGCUGAGGCAAGUGCCCACAUCGAAUUGACUAACAUCUACUACCGGCGCCAGCGACUGCUGUCAUUCAUGCAGCAUGCAAAGAAGUUCUGUGAGGAUCAUGAGCUUUCCAAGGAUGUUGCGGUACCUGCACAGUGA
This is a messenger RNA of Penicillium canescens, 1506 nucleotides long. RefSeq lists its product as uncharacterized. The record is from RefSeq and is a predicted model, not a curated record. Gene Ontology annotation, biological process: transmembrane transport. Lineage: Eukaryota; Fungi; Ascomycota; Eurotiomycetes; Eurotiales; Aspergillaceae. The transcript has a single exon. Bases 1 to 1506 code for a protein of 501 amino acids.